AUGAAAACUGCUGUAUUUAUAUGCGGGCCAACGGCCGUUGGAAAAACCAAAAUUGCCAUUGAACUGGCGCAUUGGUUAGAAACCGAGAUUGUUUCGUUUGAUAGCCGCCAGUUUUACCGAGAACUGAAAAUUGGCGCUGCCCCACCCGAUGCCGAUGAAUUGCAAGCCGUGAAACACCACUUCAUUGGCAACCUCUCGGUGGAAGACAAUUUGAGUGCCGGUGCUUUUGAAAAGCGCGCCUUGCAAAGCAUGAACGGUAUCUUCCAGCAGCAUGACGCCCUCAUUUUGGUGGGUGGCAGCGGAUUGUAUAUGAAGGCCCUGCUGGAAGGUUUUGAUCAACUGCCAGAGGUGCCGGCCGAAACGCGAGCACGCAUUAACCAACAAUACCAGGACAGCGGCUUGCCUUAUUUGCAAGAAGAAGUGGCCAAGAGGGAUCCGGAAUAUUACGCGCAGGAGGCACGUAGCCUGUACCCUUUGCGGGAGAAAAAUGCCCUGCAAACCGUUGGCUACCGCGAGUUAUUCGCCCACUUUGAGGGAAAAUACGACCUCGAAACGGCCGUUGAAGAAAUCAAGAAAAGCUGGCUCAACUCCACCGCCUUUCAAAUACCCAUUAUUGCCAUUGGCAAUUUGAGUACCGGGGGCACGGGUAAAACACCAAUGACCGAAUACCUGCUGCAGCGCCUUGGCGGUGAAAUUGGCGUGGUUAGCCGCGGCUACGGCCGAAAGUCCAAAGGAUUAUUAGAAGUUGACCCCCUGGGAUCGGCCCGCGAUUUUGGCGAUGAACCCCUGCAAAUGGCCAAAAAAUUUCCCCGCGUAAAAUUUGUCGUAUCGGAAAAGCGGGUGCCGGGCGUACAGCACUUGCUCAACCAAGAAAAAUUAACUUGUAUAAUUCUCGAUGACGCCUAUCAGCACCGCUACGUAAAAGCCGGUUUUUACCUUUUGCUGAGCACCUGGCAG
Molecule: messenger RNA, 957 nt
Organism: Symbiodinium sp. CCMP2456
Lineage: Eukaryota; Dinophyceae; Suessiales; Symbiodiniaceae
Source: the annotation of a GenBank genome assembly